AUGACUUGGGUCAAUCUAUUAACGAGUGUUUUAUUGGUAACACUCGCGUCGGUUCAAUGUUUACCAUUGUCUGGCUAUGGAAGUUCAGUGGAUCAAAGUGAUUCGGGAUUUCGUUCCUCACAAAUUAUUCUGGAUUCAUUACCCACAAGUCGAACGUAUGGCGGCAACAGUCAACAACAAAAUCAACUAAUUCGCCCGAACUUUGCUAGUCGUGUCGUUUGGGAUCAAUCUCAAUCCUUGCCAUCAAACUAUGACACUAGUGUUGGUCAACAAUCACUUGUCAAACUGUCAACGAUGGAUCAAGGCAGCGACAAACAGCAAUUAAUAUCGUCAUUCGCCAAACCACGAAUUAUGAUGGAUCAAAGCUACGACGGAUCAAUUCGAGAACCACAAUUGAUCAGAACACAAUCAGUCGAUCAAGGUUAUGGCAGUAUGCAACGACAGCAAUGGCCCGAUGUUUCCAUGCAACCACAAUCCACACAGAAUAGCUACAGUCAAGUUCAACAACAGCCAUUGAUAAAAAAAUCAUUUGAUUUCAAUUCACAAUACGGUAAUCAAGUUGGAGAUGAUCAAUCAGUUGUUCAAGAUCAAAUUCAAAUACUUCCACAAUCUACACAGAAUAGCUACAGUCAAGUUCAACAACAGCCAUUGAUAAAACAAUCAUUUGAUCUCGGUUCAUCUUCGUACAAUAAACAGCCACUCAUACAACAAUCAUUUGAUCAGAAGUUAGGAUCGUCAACCGGCCAGCGAAAAGUUGUUGUCGGUGGUGACAUUCAACAAAACGAUCAACGAAUAAUCGCUAACAGCGGCUACGGACAAAUUGACCAGCAACCAAAAGUCAUUGUGCAAUCGAUGGAUCAGGAUUAUGGCAGUCAACAGGUACUCCUGAAACCUCAAUUGGACAAAACUUUCAGUGACUUCGGACAACAGCAGAUGCAAGUAUUUCGUGACAACAAGCCGAAACGCAAACACAAACAUCACAAACAGCUAUUUGACUGGCAAAUGACAUCACAAGAUAUGGUACCACAACAAACUCAACAAUAUGGUAGCAAUCAAGUCCAACAAAAUGAUCAAUCAUAUGGUCAACAACAAGAUCAAGUUGUCGUACAGCAACCAAUCCAAUCAACAGUCACCUAUAGUCAAUUUCAACAACCACAAUCAAUUGAUCGAAGUUUUGAUAAACGCCAGCCAUUGGCACAAUUUCGCCCAACAUCGUUUGAUCAAGGAUCUCAGUACGGCAGUCAAGUACAACCAUCGAUGGAUUCCUUCACACAACAGUUUGAUAACGUUCAAUAA
Messenger RNA from Didymodactylos carnosus, 1296 nucleotides. The record is from the annotation of a GenBank genome assembly. NCBI's taxonomy places the organism in Eukaryota, Metazoa, Rotifera, Eurotatoria, Philodinida, Philodinidae.